This is a messenger RNA of Saccostrea cuccullata (small rock oyster), 1131 nucleotides long. RefSeq lists its product as uncharacterized. Lineage: Eukaryota; Metazoa; Mollusca; Bivalvia; Ostreida; Ostreidae. The coding region runs from base 235 to 837 and encodes 200 amino acids. The record is from RefSeq and is a predicted model, not a curated record. The transcript has 2 exons.
GUUGUCUGUGAGGAUUUUUACAGGUCAAGCGGAAAGUUUUAACAAACGUGGAAGAGCUUCCCUCACAGGAUUUUUACCUGUCACCUCCCACUCAGAUGGAAUUAAAUAAUGUACAGCCCUGUACUACGCAACAGUUCACGUAUGCUGUUUUCGUACAAAACAUGUUCUAACAACAAUCCAUGUAAUGUCAAAUUACAUAAGGAGAUAUGUGACAUGAAAUGAUACAGAAAAGCAAUGUCUGCUUUAAACACAUCAAAAACGGCAGUGAUGUCAAACAACAGUUAUGAUAUACUGAACAGUACACAAUCUACUCGAAACAAGACAGUGUCUACUAACAGCCCUUAUGAUGCAGAAGGAGCCCUGAAGUUCACAGUGGCCGUUGUAGCCGUGUAUGGUGUCGCUGUUUUGGGUGUGUUCGUUUUAGGAUACUUCGGUAGAAAGCGUCAUGGUAACAAUGAUUUGGACCAACAAGCAAGUAGUUUUCUCGUAAACUUAGAAAAAGUGCGAAAUAAGCUUGAAAAGGAAAGACAGAUAGGAAACGUGAAGUCUUUACUGCGGUCUUACAGCAUGAGUAUGGAUAGUGUGACGGAUCGAAGGCCGAGCAUCACGAGCUCCCUUCUUACUGAGAGUGAGCGGACUAGUGACACAGGCCUAGUGCCUAAUUCCUCUAAGAUUUGUUUUGGUUCGCCUGAUACAUUGCCUCCUCUUCACGAAGGCCUGGAGGAGGGUGAGGAAGAGAAUGAUGAUGACAAUGAUAGUGUGUUCAUGACAGAAGAAGAAAGACAAAGAUACGGGGUGGACAUGUACAUGAAUGUGAAGGAAACUCAGGAUUGUUAGUGAUAUAAGUGAUAGGAGGUUAAGAUAAUCUCUAUUACAUACUGUUCUGGUAAUAAAGUGCUCUUGACCGUCAGACAUGGACUGGAAGCGCCAAUUUUCCCUUGCGUCGUAGUGUAGCAGUGCCAAAAUAAAAUAUCUUCAGUAUUGACCAAAUGUUGAGUGAUAAAAAGUUAAGUGUUCAAAGGAUAAAAUCGGGAGACUAUCCCCUGUUAGUGUAAACAAUUCAAGGAAGUGCAGCGAAAACACCUCAUAUUUAUCAUGUAACUAAUUGUUAAAAGUAAAUUUAAAAAAUUA